Molecule: messenger RNA, 1105 nt
Organism: Salvia miltiorrhiza (redroot sage)
Lineage: Eukaryota; Viridiplantae; Streptophyta; Magnoliopsida; Lamiales; Lamiaceae
Exons: 3
Coding region: 325-939 (204 amino acids)
Source: RefSeq, a predicted model, not a curated record
UAGGUGGAAUUAAAAGAAAAGAAAAAGCAAAAAGCAGAAAGCAAAAAAGAAAAGCCACCUGGCAGCGCAGAAGCACGAAAUGGAGCACCCCCACCGCAUAUAAAAAUCUGCGGUUUCCUUCUCCAUUUCACCUUCCUCAUUGGAAUCGAAACCACGCCAAUUAUCAAUUUAAUUUUUCACCCAAAAACACACACACAUACACAACGCGUACUGACCGUCCACCACUCUUAGGGUUUUCUUUCCGCACAAUCCAAGCCAAGAACAAAUAUUCCAAUUUCCGUUUCGGAGUUUUUCAUUUUUUAUCGUUUUGCGUUUCUCUUGCCAAUGGCGAAGAAGAGGAAAUCCGACGCGACGCGACUGGACGAGGUGGAUCGGGGCAUGUACACCGCUUUCUGCGGCGCCGCCAACUCCCUCUCGCAGCUCUACUCCCAGGCCGUCAACCACCAGCGCCUCUCCUUCCACGCCGGCGAACGCCACGCCAUGGAGAAGCUUUAUAGCUGGCUUUUAAGGCAGCAAGAAAAUGGUAUUAGAGUGAUGCCCGGUGAUAUACUCGCCUAUGUGCAGAACGAACUCGAUUUUGGGAUGGAGGAGACUCCAUCUUUGCCGCUCCUCAAUCAGCAACCUUCUCAAACUGCAAUGCUAUCAACUCAGACAGGAAUCCCAGUAUCAAACGUAUUCGGCCCUUCAGCUGCUGGACAAGGAUUGCGCUCUGGCAACUCGGACCAAACUAAAAACACAGUAUUCUCUAACGCCCUCUCCAGUCCUGUACGUCGGAGCCUCCAGCACUACCACCUGUCGCAGGGCGGUCAGUAUGGAAACAACGCUACACGCAGCAAUGAUUGUAGUGGCAACCAAACCAGAGAUCCUAACCCCCCUAGCUCUAACGAUACAUCGAUGGAGAUGCAUGCCGACAGCCCUGGCCACGACUCACCUUACUAGAUUCAUCUGCCCUCUAGAGAGUCAAGAACGCCCUCUAGAGGGCAAACAAGACAGCAAAUUGUAGUUAAGGAAUUGAUGAUACUAACUCAAAAGUGUGCACAUGGUUGAAUGAAAGUGUAAGUGAAAUUCUCUUGAUAUUGGAGGUUUCUUUUCGUGCUGAUAUUUA